ACAGCACAGCACAGCACAGCACAGGCAUCGCCUUGCCUCGCGUCCCUCCCGCGGCGUUGGCUGCUGCUCGACUCGCUCGACAACCAUCCCGUCACAGCCACUUCUGCGCAACUGAACGCUUACCUAGGUACCUGGUGGUACUGCCGCAUCAUGCGCUCCCCCGCGGGUCACGGCCCAACUGUCAUUCAGGCCGCAUUGUGAUUCGAGAGCGUCUGGUGUGUAGGUGAGCGUUCGCAGGGCCGUGGGGUCUGGUUGGUGCAAAAGAAGCUCUGUAUCGCCCUCAGCCUACCACGUCUGUUGCUCCCUCUCCCGGCCUGCUCCCAGCUUCGUUCAUCCCAUUCCCCGCUCAAAGCUAAGCACGUACUCGUAAGUCAGCUCGGCCACCUUUGUAUUCACUCGUUGGAUAUUCACUGAGGUGAGGUGAGGCGCUGGUGGAGGGGCAAGCGUCCCGUCAUCCAGGCCCUCUACCUGCUUAUUUAAAGACCCCUCACCCGCCCCUCCUCGAUUCUUCUUUCUUUCGCAACCCCGCAAGUUCAGCUCUUCCUUCAAUUCCUCGUCACAUCCGAUACUUUGCGGAUCUUGUCGCAGAUACAGACAUUAUGUCCAACUCAGAUUAUUACGGUGGAGGUGGCGGUGGUCACCAAGGAGGCUAUCAACAGCACCAAAAUUACAAUCAGCCCCCGCAACAGCAAUAUCCUCCUCAACCCAACUACAAUCAGCCGCAAAACUACAACCAGCCUCAAGGCCAGUACCCUCCUCAGCCCAACUACUCGACUCCUCCUCCUCAACACCAAGGCUAUGGCGGUCCUCCCCCUUCGCACUCUCCAUAUCCACAACAGCAGCCCGGCCAACUCUAUCAGCCUCAGCCACACUACGGCGGCGGUCCCUCUCCAUCACAUUCGCCAGCUCCCUAUCCUCAAGCCGGUCCUCCAUAUCCUUCAUCGCAUUCCCCCCAGCCCCAAUACGGUGACAACAGACAACAAGUGCAACGCGGUGCGCCAGGCGAGCAGAUCGGUCCAAACGGCGAGCGAGGAUUCGGAGCUACACUGAUCGGAUCGGCCGGAGGCGGCUUCCUUGCCCAUCAAGUGGGAGGAGGAGUCUUGGGCACAAUGGUCGGCGGUAUCGUUGGCGCAAUUGGUGCAAACGCAUUAGAGGGCAAGCACAAGAAAAAGAAGAAGGAGAAGAAGGACAAGAAACACAAGCACUCAUCCUCUGGGUACGGCGGCAGUAGCUAUGGUGGCAGCAGCUAUGGCGGAAGUGCAGUUGGCGGAUUAUAUCCACAGGCGCAUGGACACCAUGGACAUCACAGACAUCAUUCGAGAUCUAGAAGUCGUGGUGGUGGAUCGAGUUCUUCAUCCAGUUCAAGUGAUAGCGACUAGAAGGUUUUUUGGAACGAUGGUUACGAUAGCUGGGAACUGGCGCAUUGGACAUGGAUCAUGAUUUUCUUUUGGAUGAUGGCAAGACCUAUGGUUUUUGGAAGCCUCUUUAUUUUACGUUUCGCAAUUGCGCGCCGAGAUCUCUACUUUUUCCAGUCCGGUAUUUAGGACUUCAUGAAUGACGAGACUUCAAAAUGGAUCGUUUUAUUUCCAAUGAUCCGCAAAUGGCUAUGAUACUAGCAUUGGUUUCACUCCGUGAAUUUGAAUGUGAUGUUGUUUUGGCAUUUCAAUAUUUGUUUACAUUCGCACACUGCUUCCUGCCGUGAAACGUGACUCGUUUGCAAUAGGUACUUACCAGGGUACGAAAUCCC
Messenger RNA from Cadophora gregata, 1747 nucleotides. RefSeq lists its product as uncharacterized. The coding region runs from base 600 to 1379 and encodes 259 amino acids. The record is from RefSeq and is a predicted model, not a curated record. The transcript has a single exon. NCBI's taxonomy places the organism in Eukaryota, Fungi, Ascomycota, Leotiomycetes, Helotiales, Ploettnerulaceae.